AUGGAGAAACCGAAUAGUCUGAGUGGUCGUACGGAGGAAAGUAAAAUCGUCGGAAACGCUCGAUCCGUGACGGAAAAGACAUGUCACGCGAAAGAUUUGCAGGCCAAGGUUCUAAAUAAACAUGUUCUUCCAGUAAGGGAUGUUGAGAGUCACAUAGACCUAGAAGAUGAUCUAGAAAGUGCUGCAACAGAGCACAAACAGCAAGGACAUCAUCAUGAGGUUGGUGGUGGUAAGGAACAUCAUACCGAUCAUCACGAGGAGCAUGGUGAAAAGGGUGACAAAGGUUACAAGAGUCAUCAUCAUCAUGAUAAGGGUGAUCAUGGUAAACACGAUAAAGAACAUCAUGCUGGACAUCACGAGGAAGACGGUGGUCACAAGAAAAGUCAUCACGAUCUAAACGAAAAAUACGGAGAGCAUCACGAGGGGGAAAAGGGUCAUAAGGGUGGCAAGUUCGGGGAGAAAAAGGGCCACAAGAAGGGGCACAAGACGAAGGGUUAUCACAACAAAUUCCAUAAAGAUGAGUAUCACAAAGAGCACAAGUUCUAUGAUGAUUACCAUAAGGGUGGUCAUCACGAGAAGCACGGUGAUUUCCAUGGACAUCAUGAGAAGAAGGAAGGUCAUCAUAAGAAGGGCGAACACAAACAUUCGGGAUAUAAGGAGGAUCAUCACGGUAAAAAGGGACAUCAAGACAAGGGCCACAGCGACGAGGAACAUAAAGGACAUCAUGGCAAGCAAGGGCACGAGCAGCAUCACGCUCAUCAUGAUUCCUAUGGCAAGAAGGGUGAUCAUCAUUCUGGAAAGAAGUAUGGUUUUAACAAGGAUCAUAAAGGUUAA
Messenger RNA from Vespa mandarinia (Asian giant hornet), 834 nucleotides. RefSeq lists its product as uncharacterized. Lineage: Eukaryota; Metazoa; Arthropoda; Insecta; Hymenoptera; Vespidae. The record is from RefSeq and is a predicted model, not a curated record.